AUGCAUACUGUCUUUCGCAUCGUCGACAUUACACAAAUUGACAAUAACUAUCCGCUUUAUCAAGUAGAACUUAAAUUGACUUCCGAUGAUGAUCAACAACUUCGUACACUCACCGAACGUAUUCGAGAAGAAGUCACAAUUGGAACAGAAUGGCAACGAAUGGGUAACUUGCUCCUGAAAAUAGGACAGUUUGAUAAGGCUGAAGAGCUCUAUAAAUUACUGCUCGAACAAACAUCUGAAGAAACUGACAAAGCACGAUAUUAUCAUCAGCUAGGCUACAUCAAUAAUGCACACGGUGAUUAUGAGAAGGCUAUUUGUCAUUAUGAAAACUCAAGUGAAAUCUGCGAAAAAACUGUUCCUUUAAAUUAUCCUUUGUUGGCUAUUACCUACAGCAACAUCGGUGAGGUAUAUCGAAACAUGGGAGAGUAUUCAAAAGCACUCUCGUCUCAUGAUAAAGCAUUUGAAAUUCGACAAAAAUCUCUUCCUUCAAAUCAUUCUGAUUUUGGUACUUCGUACAACAACAUUGCUUUGGUUUAUCACAACGUGGGAGAGUAUUCAAAAGCACUUUCAUUUUGCGAAAAAGCACUUGGAAUCUUUGAAAAAACUCUUCCUUUAAAUCAUCCUGUGUUGGCUAUUACCUACAGCAACAUCGGUGAGAUAUAUCAAAACAUGGGAGAGUAUUCAAAAGCACUUUCGUCUCAUGAAAAAGCAUUUGAAAUUCGACAAAAAACUCUUCCUUCAAAUCAUUCUGAUUUUGGUACUUCGUACAACAACAUUGCUUUGGUUUAUCGCAACGUGGGAGAGUAUUCAAAAGCACUUUCCUUUUACGAAAAAGCACUUGAAAUCUUUGAAAAAACUCUUCCUUUAAAUCAUCCAUUGUUGGCUACUGCCUACAACAACAUCGGUGAGAUAUAUCAAAGCAUGGGAGAGUAUUCAAAAGCACUUUCGUCUCAUGAAAAAGCAUUUGAAAUUCGACAAAAAACUCUUCCUUCAAAUCAUUCUGAUUUUGGUGCUUCGUACAACAACAUUGCCUCAGUGUAUCAUAAAAUGGGAGAGUAUUCAAAAGCACUUUCCUUUUGCGAAAAAGCACUUGAAGUCUUUGAAAAAACUCUUCUAUCAAAUCAUCCUUUGUUGGCUACUACCUACAACAACAUCAGUGUGAUAUGCCAAGACAUGGGAGAAUAUUCGAAAGCACUUUCAUUUUCCGAGAAAGCAUGCGAAAUUCGACAAAAAACUCUUCCUUUAAAUCAUCCUGAUUGGGCUAUUUCCUACAACAACAUCGCUUCAGUGUAUGACAAUAUGGGAGAGUAUUCAAAAGCAGUUUCAUUUUUCGAAAAAGCACUUGAAAUAUUUGAAAAAACUCUUCCAUUAAAUCAUCCCAAUUUGGCUACUUCCUACAUUAGCAUUGCUUCAGUGUAUGACAAUAUGGGAGAGUAUUCAAAAGCACUUUCAUUUUCUGAAAAAGCACUUGAAAUCUAUGAAAAAACUCUUCCAUCAAAUCAUCCUGAUUUGGCUACUUGCUACGGCUGCAUUGGUGGAAUAUAUCAAAAUAUGGAAGAGUAUUCGAAAGCGCUUUCGUUUUACGAAAAAACAUGUGAAAUUUUUGAAAAAACUCUGCCUUCAAAUCAUCCUUUGUUGGCUACUUCCUACAACAACAUCGCUUUAGUGUAUAACGACAUGGAAGAGUAUUCAAAAGCACUUUCAUUUCUUGAAAAAGCACUUGCAAUCUUUGAAAAAACUCUUCCUUCAAAUCAUCCUUCUUUGGCUAAUUCCUACGACAACAUCGGUGUGAUACAUCAAAACAUGGGAGAAUAUUCAAAGGCACUCUCAUCGUUCGAACGUGCUCGUGAUAUUUUGCGACACUCAUUGUCCCCGAAUCACCCUACUAUUAGAACUGUGGGAGAAAAUAUUGAAAUUGCAAAACAAAAAUUGCAAGGUAAUACUUGA
Molecule: messenger RNA, 1947 nt
Organism: Rotaria sordida
Lineage: Eukaryota; Metazoa; Rotifera; Eurotatoria; Philodinida; Philodinidae
Source: the annotation of a GenBank genome assembly